UUGCGGAUAUGGCUAUAAAAACACAUCGAUGCAUUUUAGCAAAGAACAGCAAAGUAUUCCGAAAAAUGUUUGAGCAGACGGAUAUGAUUGAGGGAGUGACUAGAGAAGUCACAAUUCCUGACUUCAAACCAGAACCUGUUCAUGCAAUGUUGGAAUUUUUCUAUACUGGCGAAAUAAACAAAAAUUUGUUGGGAAAGCAUGUUGAGGAUAUUUUUGCUAUUGCACAUAAAUAUCAAGUUUUGCAUGAAUGCGAGGUGUUUAUGACUAACUUGAUUGGUAAGAGAUAG
This is a messenger RNA of Meloidogyne enterolobii, 287 nucleotides long. The record is from the annotation of a GenBank genome assembly. Lineage: Eukaryota; Metazoa; Nematoda; Chromadorea; Rhabditida; Meloidogynidae.